AUGAACUUGAAACAGUACUGUUGCUUCCUCUUAGAUGAAGGGCAAAGCAAAAUUCAGAUUGCUAAGAAGAACAGUAGGGAUUAUCCAUGGGAAAUGUACACCUUGAAGGAGUUGCUGAGAGCAACAAACAACUUUCAUCAAGAUAAUAAGAUUGGAGAGGGUGGAUUUGGAAGUGUUUAUUUUGGUCGAACAAGUAAAGGCGUUCAGAUUGCAGUGAAGCGAUUGAAGACAAUGACUGCUAAAGCAGAAAUGGAGUUUGCAGUGGAAGUGGAAGUAUUAGGAAGAGUGAGGCACAAUAAUUUGCUGGGAUUGAGGGGAUUCUAUGCAGGAGGAGAGGAAAGGUUGAUUGUGUAUGAUUACAUGCCUAAUCACAGCUUGCUAACACAUUUGCAUGGUCCACUUGCAAAGGAAUGUCAGCUAGAUUGGGCAAGAAGAAUGAGCAUAGCCAUUGGAGCUGCUGAAGGUUUAGCGUACUUGCACCAUGAGUCAACUCCUCACAUCAUACACAGAGAUAUAAAGGCAAGUAAUGUUCUUCUAGACUCUGAAUUUCAAGCCAAGGUUGCUGAUUUUGGUUUUGCAAAGCUAGUACCAGAUGGUGUGACCCAUCUCACCACAAAGGUUAAAGGCACCCUAGGAUAUUUGGCUCCAGAAUAUGCCAUGUGGGGAAAAGUUUCUGAGAGUUGUGAUGUCUACAGCUUUGGAAUUUUACUGUUGGAGAUUAUUAGUGCCAAGAAACCCAUUGAGAAAUUUCCUGGAGGAGUGAAAAGGGAUAUUGUUCAAUGGGCCAUACCAUAUGUCGACAAAGGUCUCUUCAACAAUAUUGCAGAUACAAAAUUGAAGGGGAAAUUUGAUUUGCAGCAGCUGAAAAAUGUGAUCACGAUAGCUCUUAGAUGCACUGAUAAUAGCGCAGAUAAGAGGCCUAGCAUGAAAGAGGUCGUGGAUUGGCUCAAGAAUGGUGUAGGGAGCACUUAG
This is a messenger RNA of Sphenostylis stenocarpa, 972 nucleotides long. The record is from the annotation of a GenBank genome assembly. Lineage: Eukaryota; Viridiplantae; Streptophyta; Magnoliopsida; Fabales; Fabaceae.